AUGUGGGCUUUGUGCCUUGCAGCAUUGCUUAUUAUAAGCAUUACGCAUUGGGUUUAUAGGUGGGGAAAUCCUAGGUGCCAUGGAAAACUUCCACCAGGUUCAAUGGGAUUGCCACUACUUGGAGAGACCUUACAGUUCUUCACUCCCAACACCUCUUCUGAUAUUCCUCCCUUCAUCAAAAAAAGAAUGAAAAGAUAUGGACCAAUUUUCAGGACUAAUUUGGUGGGAAGACCAGUUAUAAUAUCGACAGACCCGGAUCUCAGUUACUUUGUCUUCCAACAAGAGGGAAAAUUGUUUCAAAGUUGGUACCCAGAUACCUUCACAGAGAUUUUUGGCAAGCAAAAUGUCGGUUCCUUGCAUGGGAUUAUGUACAAAUAUCUCAAGAACAUGGUGCUGCAUCUCUUUGGACCCGAAAGCCUUAAAAAGAUGAUCCCUGAAGUUGAACAAGCAGCUCUCAGCAGAUUACAACAAUGGUCAUGUCAGGACAUUACAGAACUAAAAGAUGCAACUGCAAGUAUGAUAUUUGAUCUCACUGCCAAAAAACUUAUCAGUUAUGAUUCAAAUAAGUCCUCGGAGAAUUUAAGGGAAAACUUUGUUGCAUUCAUACAAGGAUUGAUCUCCUUUCCUUUGGACAUCCCUGGAACAGCUUAUCACAAAUGUUUACAGGGUAGGAAAAACGCAAUGAGAAUGCUGAAGAACAUGCUGCAGGAAAGACGAGCAGAGUCCCGGAAGCAACCGGUUGAUUUUUUUGAUUAUGUUCUUGAAGAACUUAAGAAAGAGGGAACAAUCCUGACAGAGGGAAUUGCUUUGGACUUAAUGUUUGUGCUGCUUUUUGCAAGCUUCGAAACAACUUCCCUAGCUAUAACAUUAGCCAUGAAGUUUCUUUCAGACCAUCCUCUUGUGCUAAAGCAAUUAACGGAAGAGCAUGAGAUGAUUAUAAAGCAAAGGGAAAUUGCUGAUUCUGGACUUACAUGGAAAGAAUACAAGUCAAUGACAUUCACAUUUCAGUUCAUCAACGAAACGGUUAGGCUGGCAAAUAUAGUUCCCGGUAUCUUUCGCAAAGCAGUGAGAGAAAUAAACUUUAAGGGAUAUACCAUUCCAGCAGGUUGGGCAGUAAUGGUUUGUCCCCCAGCAGUACAUUUAAACCCAGCAAAAUAUGAAGACCCUUUGGCCUUCAAUCCAUGGAGAUGGGAGGGAGUAGAAGUAAGUAGUGCAUCAAAACAUUUCAUGGCUUUUGGUGGUGGCAUGAGAUUCUGUGUUGGGACAGAUUUUACUAAGGUGCAGAUGGCUGUGUUUCUUCAUUGCUUAGUUACAAAGUACAGGUAA
This is a messenger RNA of Prunus armeniaca (apricot), 1326 nucleotides long. The record is from the annotation of a GenBank genome assembly. Lineage: Eukaryota; Viridiplantae; Streptophyta; Magnoliopsida; Rosales; Rosaceae.